GAGUGUCCCGAGGAUCUAUCAGCGUCGCCCUGGAAACCAACGAGCACAGCCCGUUCACGCUCGUCACGGCAGGAUCAGUCUCAGCUGCGCCUCAUCAGCCGGCGUCCUCAUAAGCAGCGAGGCGCCGGCUCAAUGGGAGAGGCUUCUCUUCUGAGAAACAUACACUAACGUUUUCUCUCCUUUCUUUACCUCCCAGAAAGCAGCUGAAGACUGACCUACCCACCAUUCACUGGACCCACACGGAGCACUAGAGAGACUGAGAGCACGCUGCCUCACUACUUCACCCCACGUAUUAUUCUGGUUUUUUCUGCACAUUGUUAAAUAAAACCCACCCUCCGGGGCCAUAAAACUGAGUUUUCUGUCCUGUGUUUCUUCACCCCGUGACAGUUUGGUGGAGAAUGCAGGCGUGAUUAGUGAAGAAUUCACAGACAGAAGAAACUCAAAUCACUGACCCAAACUUUUUUCUCUCUCCUCACCAUGUCGGCGGCAACAGUGAUAGGCGUGCGCUCCUCCCGCGAGAUGGAACAGCUUCUACAACGGCUCACAGAGGUUAGCAUCCGCCAGCAACAGAUAGUGGAGCAUCUCGCCACCCGGCAAGGCGAGACUGAGCAGGAAGUCGCGGCUCUUCAAACCGCCGCCGCCCAACGCGCUCCGCUACAAGAUCCGCGGGCACAAGCUGCCCGUCUGCUGCCGAAGCUGACGCCCCAUGACGAUAUCGAAGCCUUCCUACAAAUGUUCGAAAUCACCGCCGUAGCUGAAGAUUGGCCGCAAGAAGACUGGGCGCGGGCGUUGGCACCCCUCCUCAGCGGAGAAGCUCAACGAGCUUAUUUUUCACUCCCGGCUCUUUCGGCUGAACGCUACGAGGAUGUAAAAAGAGAAAUACUCGGAAGGAUGGGUCUUUCGCCCGUAUGUGCUGCUCAACUCUUCGCUGAAUGGGAAUAUAAACCUCGUCUCCCCGCCCGUGCCCAGGUCGUCGAGCUCGCGCGGCUGGCGCGUCAUUGGUUGCUCGAAGGAAAUCCCUCGGCUGAACAAGUAGCGGAGCGUGUGGUGAUCGAUCGUUUGCUACGACUACUGCCUCGCUCACAUCGCCAAGCCGUUGGAAUGAGAAGCCCGAACAACCUCCAAGACCUCAUUGAGGCCGUCGAGCUGGCGGAUGCAACCCUACAGCGGGAUGCCGGGGAGCGAGCGCCGCCUUUUCCCCGGAGGGUGGUUCAGGAGCGACGCGCGCCGGAGGGCACACCGCGACCAUACAGCAGGCCGGCGGCUCCCUCCCCUCGCGACGAACCCAUGCCGACUGAAGCACCAGCGCCUCCUCCUCGAAGUUGGCUGGCAGGUUGCAUCGUGCACUCCGAUGUCCCAUCAGGAGCUCCCGAGGUGGAAAUCAAAAUUAAUGGAAAGACCUUCCGCGCCCUCCUGGACUCCGGCAGUGCGGUCAGCCUGGUACAGUCCCAUCUCCUUCCCCCCCGCGGGGACUCAAAAGCGGUAUUACCAAUCACCUGUGUACAUGGAGAAACUAGACAAGUCCCAGCCCGACGGGUUACCGUUUCGGCCGCCCCCGGCUCCUGGCCUCUGGAAGUUGGAUUAGUGAAGGAUCUCCCAGUCCCCGUGAUCCUAGGAAGGGACUGGCCAGGGUUUGACCGCCUGCUCGCGAGCACCACCCAGCCUGUCAGCCCCAGAGGGAGCCGCCCAAGAGGAAAGGCACGCCGAGGACCUCGCCCACGCCCCGCGCUGCUGGCCUCCGAUAGCGCAAGAGACGGUGAGUCCCCCUCUCAAUGCCCUAACGUCUUUUAUGAUGUCUUCCAGCAGGUGACCGGGGGGGGCUCAUUCGCCCGGGAGCAGCGGGAGGAUGACCGGUUGAAGCACUGCUGGACCCAAGUCCGCUGCAUUGACGGCCGCGAUGUCCAGCCAGCUCCUCAUCCCGUCCCGCACUUCAUGGUCCAGAAUGGCCUGCUGUAUUGUGUCGCACAGCGAAGGGGGGAGGAAAAACGUCUCCUAGUGGUACCCCGAGGUAAGACAGAGACGGUCCUGGAGCUAGCGCACUCUCAUCCUAUGGCCGGACAUUUGGGACAGGAGAAUACAGUUCAACGCGUCCGGGACCGUUUCCACUGGCCAGGACUGGACGCGGAAGUGAAACGGUUCUGUCAGGCCUGCCCAACGUGUCAACGGACCUCACCAAGGAAACCUCCCCCCUCUCCGCUGAUUCCUCUGCCCGUCAUCGACGUGCCCUUCGAGCGCAUCGGGAUGGACCUGAUAGGGCCGCUGCCGAAGUCUGCCCGGGGAUACGAACACAUCCUGGUUGUGGUCGAUUAUGCCACUCGGUAUCCGGAAGCUGUGCCCCUCCGGAAGGCCACCGCCAAGUCCAUCGCGCAGGAACUGUUCCAGCUGUUUAGCCGAGUUGGCAUACCAAAGGAGAUAUUGACCGAUCAAGGUACUCCCUUCAUGUCCCGGCUAAUGGCUGAUCUGUGCAGGCUGCUGCGGGUGAAGCAGUUGAGGACCACGGUCUACCACCCGCAAACGGACGGACUCGUCGAACGCUUUAACCAGACCCUAAAACGGAUGCUUCGACGGGUCACCGCGGAGGACAGACGGGACUGGGACCUGAUGCUGCCGUACAUCCUGUUUGGCGUCCGCGAAGUCCCCCAGGCCUCAACUGGCUUCACCCCAUUCGAGCUCCUAUUUGGCCGACAACCCCGUGGCCUCCUCGAUGUGGCCAAGGAAGCCUGGGAGCAGCAGCCUGCCCGUCACCGAUCUGUUGUCGAGCACGUCCAACAGAUGAGGGAGAAGAUCGAUCAAGUGAUGCCAUUAGUCCGGGAACAUCUGGUCCAGGCCCAGCGGUCCCAACAACGACAUUAUGACCGGGCAGCCCAACCACGGGUAUUUCAACCGGGUGAGCGAGUUCUGGUCCUAGUCCCCAACGCUGCUUGCAAAUUUCUCGCUACCUGGCAGGGCCCCUAUACAGUCCUGGAAAGGAUCGGGCCCGUUACCUACCGGCUGCGACAACCAGGCAGAAGACGCACCGACCAACUAUACCAUAUAAAUCUCCUUAAAAAAUGGAUCGGGACUAGAGACCAGCUCGCCGCCUUCAGCGCCACCGAACCCGUGGUGGUAGAUGUCAACCCCCACCUCUCGGCUGCCCAGAAGGGAGAGUUACAACACCUGGUCGGUCAAUUCUCCGAUGUGUUCUCGACCCUCCCCGGGCGGACCAACGUGCUACACCAUGACGUCCGGACACCGCCAGGAGUUGUCGUCCGACAGCGGCCUUAUCGGGUCCCUGAGGCUCGUCGGCAGGCUAUCGAGGACGAGGUACAACAAAUGCUGAAGUUAGGGGUGAUUGAACCAUCACGCAGCCCUUGGUCCAGCCCCAUCGUAAUGGUUCCAAAACCGGACGGCACCCUCCGGUUCUGUAACGACUUCAGACGCCUCAACGAGAUAUCCGAGUUCGACAGCUACCCCAUGCCUCGAGUGGAUGAACUUCUGGACCGAUUGGGACGGGCCCGGUACAUCUCCACCCUAGACCUGACCAAAGGAUACUGGCAGGUGCCGCUCUCCGAGGCUGCAAAGCCUAAAACCGCCUUCUCUACUCCUAGUGGCCACUGGCAGUACCGGACCCUCCCCUUCGGUCUCCACGGGGCCCCAGCAUCAUUUCAAAGGCUAAUGGACAUCAUCCUCCGGCCACAUCAGUCAUACGCCGCUGCCUACUUGGAUGAUGUCGUCAUCCACUCUGAGACAUGGGAGGAUCACCUCGAUCGGCUGCGGAGGGUGCUGACGGAGCUGCGGAGGGCUGGACUGACCGCCAACCCCCGAAAAUGUCAUUUGGCUCUAUAUGAAGCAAAGUACCUGGGCUACCAAGUUGGACGAGGACAAAUCCGCCCACAGGAAAAGAAAGUGGAAGCCGUCCGAACAACGCCCAAGCCCAAAUCCAAAACCCAGGUACGAGCAUUCUUGGGGUUGGCGGGAUAUUAUCGCUGCUUCAUCCCUAACUUCUCCUCUUUAGCCUCCCCCCUGACAGACCUGACCAGGAAGGGACAGCCGGAGAAGAUUCAGUGGACACCAGCAGCGAACGAGGCAUUUCGACGGAUUAAGGAUGCGCUCACCUCGGAACCGGUCCUGUGCGCUCCGGACUUUACCUGUCCCUUCCUGCUGCAAACCGACGCCUCAGAUUCCGGCCUGGGGGCCGUCCUCUCCCAAAUCCAGGGGGGAGAGGAACAUCCGGUACUCUACAUCAGCAGGAAGCUGACCCCAGCCGAGAGAAACUAUGCCACAGUAGAAAAAGAGGCCCUGGCCAUCAAGUGGGCAGUCCUGGAGCUGCGGUAUUAUCUCCUCGGCCGGAGGUUUACCCUGGUCACCGAUCACGCCCCGCUUCAGUGGAUGGCCAGAGCUAAGAACACCAACACCAGGGUAACCAGAUGGUUUCUUGCGCUCCAGGACUUCCACUUUGAUGUCAAACAUCGGGCCGGGGCCGCAAAUGCCAACGCCGACGGGCUCUCUCGGAUCUGGGCAGCUUUUGCAGGUCUGUCAGGUGUCACUCCCCACCCACCCCCUGUCUCUCCCCUACUAACUCAUAUCAUCCACAGGACCAGGACGACGCUUAGGGGGGGGGAGUGUGACGAGUGUCCCGAGGAUCUAUCAGCGUCGCCCUGGAAACCAACGAGCACAGCCCGUUCACGCUCGUCACGGCAGGAUCAGUCUCAGCUGCGCCUCAUCAGCCGGCGUCCUCAUAAGCAGCGAGGCGCCGGCUCAAUGGGAGAGGCUUCUCUUCUGAGAAACAUACACUAACGUUUUCUCUCCUUUCUUUACCUCCCAGAAAGCAGCUGAAGACUGACCUACCCACCAUUCACUGGACCCACACGGAGCACUAGAGAGACUGAGAGCACGCUGCCUCACUACUUCACCCCACGUAUUAUUCUGGUUUUUUCUGCACAUUGUUAAAUAAAACCCACCCUCCGGGGCCAUAAAACUGAGUUUUCUGUCCUGUGUUUCUUCACCCCGUGACAG
This is a messenger RNA of Labeo rohita (rohu), 4995 nucleotides long. RefSeq lists its product as uncharacterized. The coding region runs from base 478 to 4776 and encodes 1432 amino acids. The transcript has a single exon. Gene Ontology annotation, biological process: proteolysis; DNA integration. Gene Ontology annotation, molecular function: nucleic acid binding; aspartic-type endopeptidase activity. The record is from RefSeq and is a predicted model, not a curated record. NCBI's taxonomy places the organism in Eukaryota, Metazoa, Chordata, Actinopteri, Cypriniformes, Cyprinidae.